AGCCGAUUGACGGUUGCAGCACCUGACUGCGCUGCCUAGCACCCCCGUGAGAAGGCAAGUGCCAUGUUUAGACUAAUUCCCGCGCUCUCGGCGCUAUGGUUCGCGUCUGCGGACAUGUACCUGAACAGCCCCAGAGGCUCCAACAACAAGCUCAGGGAGCAGAGCAACAACGUGCAGAACGCCAACCGUUUGUUCGACUCCCAGAACAACGCUGCGUCAGGCUACCAGAUUGGCGAUGAUUGCAAGCCAGCUUGCAAAGAUGGCAACAACAACUACGACGUGACUGUGGAAGGUGCCACGAAGGGCACCAUGAAGUUCUACCAGGGCUCGGAGCUCUACUUGGAGUGGCACAUGCAGCACGGAUGCGGUGUGGGCCACCCGAAUCUGCGGUGUCAGAUCAUCCUGCAAUACAUGACGGAGGAGGAGAACCCGACCCUGCGGGACGGCACAAACCAGGACUCGGCCGGCGGUGAUGGCGAAGACCCCACGGAGGAGGAGAGCGCAGAGGUGUCGCGGGGGUAUCACGAGCCCAUGGACUACUGGCAGGACUGCAUCGCGCGAGAGCGGAACAAGGGCCUCUACACCGCUGACCAGCAGAUGGACAACAAUGGUGGUGCGACCGCCACCCGGCAGAACCCCAACGGCAACGGCCGGCGGAGAGGCAAUCAACGCCAUGGCCUGGAGUGCCCAGAGGAGCGGGACUACUACCCGUACUGGCAUCCCUCCCCAUGGCACGACAUCGCCAUUCUCACGGAUGAGCCGCAGGAGCGAUGUGCCUACUACCAGACCGAGUCUCAGAAUGUGAAAGCGAAAGGCUACUGCUCUCAGGCACAGUACAACAGCCCAGACGCGUGCCAAGGCAACGGCGGGGAGUGGAAAGAGCAGGCGCCCUUCGAAGAGCCUCCGCCAGACUGCACGGGAGGCAUCGCCAGCCGCGACAAUCACAACGGCAACGUGCGGAACGGCCAGCCACAGUACUAUGUUUGGAGGAUCCCGGAGUUCCUCAAGGGCCGGGUGGUGUUGCGAGUUCGCUACAACAUCACCACCGGCGACUUUGGUUUGGGAUCCUUGGCCAACCCCAAAGAGGACGGAGCUGCAAUUUCAGGCAUCAAGGCGGAUUCCUUCUUCAUGGACUCUCGCUUCAACGACCCCAACCCAGGCAACCGCCGACGCAGUGUCUUCGCUGGCCGGCCUUCAGUGCCGGUGCCCUUGGCACAGGACCCUGUUGCAGACUGGCUUGGCCUGGGCGAGACAGGGCAGGACACCAGCAGAUUGCUGCAGCUGCAAGUGAACACCAACCAGUUUGGCCGAACAUUCGAGGAUCGCACCCACACCUUCCUUGUCGUGGAAAGGCCUGCAGACGUUCCCAUGAGCAAGCGGAUCGUGAACUACAAUGUUCGUGGGCGCCGGGGCAACAUCGUUCAGGUCUACCCCUCCGUGGAGUACGACUUCAUCCCAGCGAAUCUGGUGGUGGAGCAGGGAACUUUGCUGCACUUCCAGUGGACGGGCUCCGACGCCAACAACAACAACAACGCAGGCAAUGGCCGUGCGGGCACGGACCGCUCCAACCUGGUCCAGGUGCAGUCCCGCUCCGAGACCGUACCCCUGCCCAUCGAGAAGCCACCCGGCGGCUUCGCUCCGGCAUGCAUCGAUUUUCCUGGCAUGGCUUCCGCCACGGUCGAAUCGCAGCCGCCUCUGUCAUUUGUGCUGAAAGGUGGCGACAAGGCCUUCAUAAACCAGCGGCCGCCUUUGGGCACGAUUGCAGUGGUCACCACCCCUCAAAGGCUCAAAGGACGGAAGCUGGUGGAUCGCUUCGCCUACUUGGACCAGGACACGAUCGUUACCUGCAACUGGACCAACUGCAAACAGCUCAACGGCGCAUCCGCAUAUUUCGAUGGCGGGCUGGUGGAGAUGAAGGUUGCGGGCACACAUCACGUUGCCAGCACAAGAAACAACGACUUCAGCAACAGGUCCCACAAGGCCAGCAUCACUGUCACCGGGUUCAACUUGGAGCUCUAUGAGAACAUCGCCGUGGGAGUCGGCCGCUUUGCCGGCAUUUUGCACCCCGGCGGGUUCUGCUUCCUGGUGCUGGCGGUGUAUUUGUGUGUGGCAGUGCAUGCCUACAGGAAACCGGGCAGCUGGGUCUUCUCCCGGCGCUACCGGCCCCGCAUCCUCGGAUGCUGCCUGCGUAAGGCCACCAUGGAGGCGCUGGUUGAGGAGCGAAGACAGCUGGUGGCGAAGCAGAGGAAGGAGUGGGCUAAACGCGCCAACGCCCACACAGCAGACGAAGAGGGCGGCACUGACAAGGCCGCAGAGGUGGCCUUGCCAGAGGAGAGCAUGUCCUGGUUCCAGGGUACGAAGCGCUGCUUCCGUCAGUGUGGGCUUGGCGAGCAGCAGCUCACAACUUUGAUGUUUGGCGUCCUCAACGUCUUGGUCUUCGCCAUCGGCUUCCUCUCCAACCUGAGCGGCGGAUUCCAGAAGUCUUGGGCAUAUCCAGUUGCCAAGGCCAGGGCACUCGGAUUCCACAUGCAUGUUUCGCGAACUUAG
This is a messenger RNA of Effrenium voratum, 2547 nucleotides long. The record is from the annotation of a GenBank genome assembly. Lineage: Eukaryota; Dinophyceae; Suessiales; Symbiodiniaceae.